Messenger RNA from Verticillium alfalfae VaMs.102, 822 nucleotides. Its product is annotated as exodeoxyribonuclease. Gene Ontology annotation, cellular component: nucleus. Lineage: Eukaryota; Fungi; Ascomycota; Sordariomycetes; Glomerellales; Plectosphaerellaceae. The transcript is spliced from 4 exons. Gene Ontology annotation, biological process: DNA double-strand break processing; mismatch repair; DNA recombination. Bases 1 to 822 code for a protein of 273 amino acids. The record is from RefSeq and is a predicted model, not a curated record. Gene Ontology annotation, molecular function: metal ion binding; 5'-3' DNA exonuclease activity; DNA binding.
AUGGGCGUCUCUGGUAAUACAGGCCCCGCACCGUUCAAUCCUGCUCUCAAGGCAUCAGUUACCUUCGAGACCAAGGAUGCUAACAAACUCGCCGGCGAGACGCUUGGUGUCGAUGCCUAUGGCUGGCUUCAUCGUGGGGCCAUCGCCUGUGCCCUCGAGCUUGCCCAAGGCAAGCCCACCCGCAAAUAUGUCGAUUUCGCCAUGCACCGUGUACGAAUGCUGCGCCAUUUCGGUGUCACGCCUUAUCUUGUCUUCGACGGCGACUUCCUCCCCAGCAAAGCGAUGACUGAAGGCUCUCGUGCCAAACGCAGAGACGAUAGCAAGAAGCUGGGAAUGGAACUGCUUAAAGCCGGCAAAAAUUCACAGGCCUUUGCGGAAUUUCAAAAAUCGAUUGACGUAACCCCCGAGAUGGCUCGCAACCUCAUCGAUGAGCUCAAGAAGAUCCACGUCGAGUACGUCGUGGCACCAUACGAGGCUGACUCGCAGCUCGUCUACCUCGAACGUCAGGGAAUCAUCGGUGGUAUCUUGUCAGAAGACUCUGAUCUACUGGUGUUUGGCUGCAAGCGAUUGUUGACCAAGCUCGACCAGUACGGCAACUGCAUCGAAAUCAACCGCCGUGACUUUGCCGCCUGCCGAGAGGUGUCCCUUACUGGAUGGACGGACGCAGAGUUUCGACGCAUGGCCAUCUUGAGCGGCUGUGAUUACCUUGCCGGUGUUAGUAAUAUGGGCUUGAAGACGGCAUACCGCAUGGUUCGACAGCACAAGACACCUGAACGUCUCGUCCGCAUGAUGCAGUUCGAAGCAAAGCAUCGGUGUCAAUGA